Iphiclides podalirius (scarce swallowtail) is the source of this 879-nucleotide messenger RNA. The record is from the annotation of a GenBank genome assembly. Lineage: Eukaryota; Metazoa; Arthropoda; Insecta; Lepidoptera; Papilionidae.
AUGAUGAUCCUCAUUUGGCACUCGCUGAGAAACGCCGGCUUGAUUAUGGAUCUGAAAAAAGGCGGUGUGCAUUGGGCGGCUGAUGUGGCGACACUAGUACUAUUAACCACCACAACCAUGCAAGUAAUUGCCUUGGCAUUAGCGAAAGACGACCCGGAGCGUCUGUUCGAGUGCUGCAGCGUCCUCUCUUUUUGCGGUAUGGGUGUCAUAAAACUCUAUUCGCUGCGCCGCGACGGCGAACAAUGGCGCGUGCUUCUGAACGCCACGGCUAAACUAGAAGUUGAGGAGCUAAGUGAGGAGCAGAACUCACCCAUAGUCGAAUACGAAUCGGACGACGAGGACGAUUUCAGCGUCGUCACGUAUAUUGAACGGUACACUAGAUCGUUCAAAUCGACUCACGCGCUCCUCAGAAGGAUCUACAGCUUCACUGCCAUUGUGUUCAUGAUGUCCCCCUUUAUCGAAUACUGUCUAUGGCAGUACAAAGGUCAGGAGGUAGCCGGCUACCCGCACAUACUGCCGCUAUGGGCACCGUUGGACGAAAUCAGCGUGUUCGGGUACAUCUUCACAGUCUCGCUGGAGACCAUUUCGGCCACGUACUGCGUGUGCGUGCACGUAGCUUUCGACUUGUCGACAGUCGGCCUGAUGAUGUUCGUACACGGCCAGUUUUCCUUGCUCCACGCCAGAAGCGAGCGGAUCGGCGGGAGUGGCGAAAGCUGCGUUUUGUCCAAGGCUCGAGAAUUGCGAGCCCGUCUGAGGAUCAGGAAUUGCCAUCGUGUGCACGUUGCGCUUACGGAAGUGCAGCUGGCAUGGGCAGAGGACCUCAAGGCGCUGAAUGGUGGUGUCUCAGUCCGCGCAUCAGGAAAGAGUUGCUACUGCUCA